AUGGGAGGAUGCCUCUCCAAAAGCAAGCCAGUUGAGGUGAAGGUGGAGCUAACCCUUCUGGGCAAAGAAAAGGAUCCAGGUGUGAAGUCCGCCAAUGGAAAGGCUAGCCCCUUUUCUGACUGCAGACCCAACGGAGCACUGGAACACUGCUCCGAUGAGGACUCCGCCGCUGCCGCCCCCCUCAGGCUCUACAAACCCCGUGAUUACCUGGAGGCCUCCGUGUGUCAUGUCAAGGACCUGGAAAAUGGACAGAUGAGAGAGGUUGAUUUGGGAAGUGGCAGAGCGCUGCUCAUUAAAGAACAUGGAGAGUUUUCUGCAAUGGGGCACAAGUGCCCGCAUUAUGGGGCACCACUGGUCAAAGGUAUCUUGUCCAAAGGCCACGUGCGUUGCCCCUGGCAUGGAGCUUGUUUCAACAUCGUUACAGGAGACAUUGAGGAAUUUCCUGGGCUUGACAGCCUGCCCACCUUCCAGGUCCGAGUUGAAAAGGACAAAGUGAUAAUUCGUGCUAACAAACAGGAUCUUCAGUCACAGAAGAGGUCAAAAGCAAUGGCCCGAUGUUCAGCAGUUAACUCCAGCACUGGCUUUAGCCAGGUCCUUAUCGUUGGAUCAGGUCCAGCAGGGCUGGUGUGCGCUGAGACAUUGCGACAGGAAGGCUUCACUGAUCGCAUUGUCAUGUGCACCAUGGACAAACACCCACCCUAUGACAGGCCUAAACUGAGUAAGUCCUUAGAGAGCACAGCAGAGCAGCUCCGGCUACGCUCCAUAGACUUCCUCCAAGCCCACGACAUCGAGUUGCUCACGGAGAAGGAAGCUGUGGCAGUGGACGUCAAGACGAGGGCUGUGACUUUUCAAGACGACUCUAGGAUGGAAUACAGGAAGCUUUUCAUUGCCACAGGAAGCAAACCCAAGCUGAUGAACUACAAAGGCCAGGACGUUAGGAAUGUGUUUCACCUCCGAACCCCUGAAGAUGCUAACAGCGUAGCGAGGCUGGCCAACAACAAGAAUGCUGUGAUUGUGGGAACAUCAUUUGUUGGUAUGGAGGUGGCUGCUGCUCUCACCGACAAGGCCCACUCUGUCUCCAUCAUUGGGAUAGAAGCAAUCCCUUUCCGGAAAGCUCUGGGGGAGAAAGUAGGGAAAGCCAUAAUGAAGCUGUUUGAGACGAACAGGGUGAAGUUCUACAUGUUGAACGAGGUAUCGGAGAUGCUUGGCCAUGAUGGACAGUUGAAAGAGGUGGUUCUGAAGAGUGGGAAAGUACUAAGGGCGGACGUGUGUGUCAUUGGCACAGGGUCAGGCCCAGCCACUGGCUUCCUGAAACAGAGUGGAGUUCACAUGGAUUCCAAGGGUUUUGUCCCCGUCAACAAGACAAUGCAGACCAACGUUGAUGGUGUCUUUGCCGGAGGAGACAUUGUGACGUUUCCUUUUCCGGGGCGGAGCAAUAAGAAGGUGAACAUCCCACACUGGCAAAUGGCCCAUGUGCACGGGAGAGCAGCAGCACUUGGCAUGAUGGGAAGACCCACUGAGAUCAAAACAGUGCCCUAUUUCUGGUCGGCCAUGUUUGGGAAAAGCCUACGCUAUGCAGGUUACGGGGAUGGCUUUGAUGACGUCAUCAUCCAAGGAGACGUGGACGAGCUGAAGUUUGUGGCAUUUUAUACCAGGGGUGAGGAGGUGGUUGCCGUGGCCAGCAUGAACUAUGACCCCAUUGUUUCCCGUGUGGCAGAGGUCUUAAGGUCUGGAAAGAUGAUUAGAAAGCGAGAUGUGGAGACAGGGGACAUGUCUUGGUUGAUAGACAAAGGGUCGUAGUGAGCGAGCCUCCACAUCUCAGGCUCUCCGUGCAUCUGGGGUCUGUUGGACACUAACUAUGGACACUUGUGGUGCUGGUGAGAUGCUGUGCCAUACUGUAGACAUACAGCAGAAGACCCAUGUCUAGGACUGUUGGACACUAACUAUGGACACUUGUGGUGCUGGUGAGAUGCUGUGCCAUACUGUAGACAUACAGCAGAAGACCCAUGUCUAGGACUGUUGGAGUUGCUCCCCUGGAAUCGAGACAGACGGUUCUACAGUGAACCUCCACGGUGAUAGGCUGUACAUACAGUAUUCUUACCAAAAGCAUGAACCAUAUAUGGUGUUAACAUGCUCCAAUACCGUAAUGGAAGAUCUGUGUCCUAAUGCUACUUCACAGUGAAGCAAUCCUGGAUGCAGUCUCUGUGCUUCUGCAUUAUGUAUCUACCUGUACACUUUUUUAUAAGGGGCCAGAUAGGGGUAUUGAAUUGUUUUGUACAUUUUUUUGUAUAUAGUUAUAAUUCUCAAUACACUGUAAACAAAACAGUUUUAAAUGGUAGUUUUCUAAGGUUGAGAUGAAACUAAUCUGGUUAAGUAUGAUCAUGUGGGCUAAAACAGGCAAUGUACAGUAUAUCUGGUAGUUGAAAUAAUAGGAUUUCUAAUAGAUUGUUCAGCCCCAACUCAUAGAAGCAAAGACAUUGUUACCUAUAAAAGCCACAUAAAAACAAUGCUUAGAUUUGUCAGCUUUGCAUUUUGACCCUUAACUGCACAAUGUUUGCCUCAAAGCCAUGCAAACAGCCUGGUCUUAUAGACUAGACAUAACAUAGUACGUGUAAAUCUGGGAUAUUCAAAUUAGUAUGAUAUGUUAUGUACGUUAAGUAUAACGCGUUUAGCAUUUUAGCAACUUUACAAGUACUUACUACUUUUUAGCUACUUUGCAUGUUAGCUAACCCUUCCCCUAGCCCUAACCUUAACCACUUAACAUAACACCCAACCCUAACCUUAACCCUAGCUAACAUUAGACACCCAGCUAACAUUAACAUUGGCCACCUAGCCACCUAGCUAAUGUUAACAAUAACAAAUUGGAAUUCGUAACAUAUCAUGCAUUUUGAAAAAUGUGUAGCAUAUUGUACAAACUGCAAUUCGUAACAUAUUGCAUGAAUUGCAAUUCAUAACAUAUCAUACAAAUUGUAAUUUGACAUCCACAAAUUAAUACAUACCAUACGAAACGUAACAUAUCAUACUAAUUGGAGUGUCCCGGAUUUACAUGUACUAUGCUACGUCUACCCCUGAGUCCAGUGUGAUGCAACGUAUCAUAACAAGAUGAACUACAAAUAAUCCAUAGUUGUCUCUUUCCCCACCUGACGCAUAAAUGCACACACACACACACACACACACACACACACACACACACACACACACACACACACACACACACACACACACACACACACACACACACACACACACACACACACACACACACACACACACACACACACACACACACACACACACACACACGAAAUCCUCACAAGAUGCUCACAAAUCACUCCUUUAAGGAUGACAAUGUACCUCUAUUUAUUGGUGGCUCGUAGAUUGCAUAAAUGAGAAAUUGAAAUGUACUUUAAUCUAUGUUCAUGCUUGCGCAAUAGAAUAACAUGUCUGUGCUUUCUAAAAGGUAAAUGACUGUAAUUCUUUUAGAUAUGGUCAUGUCAUAUUUGCUGAAGGCUAUUUUUGGUAGUUGUCACCUAUGAAUGCUCUUUGUUACUAACUCAGGGAACUGAGGUUUGAGGCCUGGUCACAUUGGGAUUGGUCCCAUUGCAAACACAUUCAUUUGUUAUAUGUUAGUUCUCUGUAUUUGAAGAGGUCUUGUUUUCAGAACUUGUUUAUAAUUCCCUUAGAUGUGUAGAGGAGAAAGCAUUUCCAUUUCUAUUUUGGCAUGUUGAAGAUUCCAAAAUAUUUAAGCGCAGAGGUUUUAAAAACAUAUUCUUCAUACAGGGAAGAUUAGAAUGGUAUUUUUAUUAAUAGAAACUUUGAAAUAAAAGUCUUCAACUAUUUUUUUCUGUACUACUCUGCAUGUUUUGGAAUUAAAGCUACAUGUGCAGUGGGGUCCAUAAUUAUUGGCACCAGUUUUUAAUAAUCUAGCACCCUCUCCUUGCGAGGAUAAUGACUCUGAGCCUUUUUCUAAAAUGUUUUAUGAGAUUGGAGAACAUGUUUGGAGUGAGCUAAGACCAUUCCUCCAUACAUAAUCUUUCCAGAUCCUUGAUAUCCUUUGCCUGCGCUUAUGGACUGUCCUCUUCAAUUCAAAACACAGGUUUUCAAUGGGGUUCAAGUCCGGAGACUGAGAUAGCCAUUGCAAAAUGUUUAUUUUGUGGUCAAUUAACCAUUUAUUUCUGGAUUUUGAUUCGUGCUUGGAGUCAUUGUCUUGCUGGAAGAUCCACUUGGGGCCAAGUUUCAGCCUCCUGGCAGAAGCAACCAGGUUUUUGGCUAAAAUGCCCUGGUACUUGGUAGUUCAUGAUGCCGUUGAGUAGAACUGGGAAUUUCCAGAGACCUCGUGAUACGAUAUUAUAACAUUCCUUAGGUGCCGAUACCAUAUGUAUUGUGCUUCUCAAGAUUCUAUAUGUAUUGCGAUUAGAUACUCUGAUUUUAUUGCGAUUCGAUGUUCCAAUCAUAUCGCUCGCCAUCUGUCUGCUGAGUUUUGAUUAGUCAUAGAAAUAAAAGUGCUGAAAACAAAUUGUCUCCCUAUUUAAAAGAAGAUGGAGGACAAGCUAUGGAUGAAAAAUACUGGAGUUUUGGCAAAGGUACAACCAACAAGCGCAAAAAUAUUAUUGCAAUAUUUAAAAAACGAUAUGAGAGAGUAAUAGGAUACGGCAUGUGUCAAAAUUGAUUGAUUGCUGACCUUAUGACCUGAUGACAUGUACAGAA
This is a messenger RNA of Oncorhynchus nerka (sockeye salmon), 4707 nucleotides long. Its product is annotated as apoptosis-inducing factor 3-like. Gene Ontology annotation, cellular component: cytoplasm; mitochondrion. Gene Ontology annotation, biological process: execution phase of apoptosis. The coding region runs from base 1 to 1800 and encodes 599 amino acids. The transcript has 19 exons. NCBI's taxonomy places the organism in Eukaryota, Metazoa, Chordata, Actinopteri, Salmoniformes, Salmonidae. Gene Ontology annotation, molecular function: oxidoreductase activity, acting on NAD(P)H; 2 iron, 2 sulfur cluster binding; flavin adenine dinucleotide binding. The record is from RefSeq and is a predicted model, not a curated record.